AUGAAUGGAAAUGACGCCGCCGGUGACGCGAGCAGCCCUCCGCCCAAAACAGAGAGGCCUCGCUCCCGCAUCAUGGACCGCAAGAUCCGCCCUAGCGGCUUCUCCGCCUUCAGUCCCGGCAAGCAAGGCCGCCGCAUCCCCUCACGAGACCGAGACCCGCCGCCGCCGCCGCCGCUACCAUCGACCACAGCCGCACCGGCCGCGACGCCGUCGACACCCGAGAACGCCAAGGGCAGAGGGCUGCUAAACGUCCGCGACCUCGUCAGGCGCAUCGAGAAGUCUGGAAAAAGCAGCAGCAGCAGCAAGCCCGACGCUGGCGCUAGUCCGGGAGACGAAGCCGCUGCGGCAGCAAAAGACGACCAAGCCUGCCAGGACCAGGGAGCAGCAUCGGCGACGAUGCCGCCGUCGCCCGCGAGAGGGGACGGCGCUGCUUCUGCGCGCCACCGCCGCUUUCCGCUGCCGCCAACCACGCCGACCGCAACGCCGAUCCUGCCGCCGCAACUGCAGCAGCAGCAGCGAGACGGCCCUCGCCAUGGCGGCUUUCGCCGCUGCUAUGACGACACAACGGCAGCGCCGCCCGUAGGCCAGGCUUCAGCCAUCACUGCAAUAGUUGAGAAGAAGCCGGCGGCAGCAGCAUCGCCACCGCCGUCGCCGAUAAGAGAGCAGGCCAAGCAGCGCCUGCCGCCCGAAUACUCGCUCGCUUUACACCGAGGUCAGUUUAGCAACUCGCGUCUUGGCGACAGUGACGACGGAGCCAAGAAGAAGGCAGCCGCUCCGCAGCAGCAGCAGCGGGACAGCGCGGGCCGGCUGAAGGCCAAGAAGUCCGCUCUUGAUGUGUUCGGCAUUAGCCUCGGCGGCAGCAGCGUCGCCGCCGCCAACGCCGCCCCUGUCAAGGCCACGCCCGCCAGCGGCGGCGACGCCGGCAUGCCCAAGGAGUACCUGGAGACGAUGGCCUACGGCAAGGGCAGCUCCGAAGACGCCCGGCGGCACCAUUCGCAACACGAGCCUGCAGCCAGGGAGAAAUACACCGAUAUCAGUUCCAAGGGGAGAGGAAGCAGUGAAGUGACAGCGGAUUCCACAAAGGCAAAGCGCAGCGUCUCGGGCCCCCCCAGCGAACCCCGCCUGGCGAAGCCGAAGCCCGCGUCCUACUCCUCCUCCGUCACAUCCCCGACACCCGCGCCCGACGACGACGACGGCGGCAACGGCACGCCCCGGUGGCGCUCGGCGGCCGAGUCCAGGGUCUUCUGGGAGGGCGUGCGGGCGGCGCUGUUCGUGUCCGACGACGAGAUGGGCGAGUACUCGCAGCAGCAGGACGAGGCGCGCUGGCUGCGGGCGCGCGAGGCGCAGGACCGGCUCUUUUGGCACCAGCAGCAACAACAGCAACAACAGCAACAGAUGGCCGCCACUCCCUUGGGCAAUGGAGGCUUCGCAAAAGACUGCGCCCUGUGCCGCGCCGCCGCCGCAGCAGCUGCUUCGGAUGGGAUGGGGCUCGCGGCGUUCCCCACGCCGCUGCAGCCCGUCACGCCCUGGGACCCCGCGGCCGUGGCGAACAGGUCCGCAAUGGUCACGCCGCUGUGGAGAGGCUUCCGCCGGCACCGGUCGUUGGCCUCGGCCAGGUCGUCGACGAGGUGA
Gaeumannomyces tritici R3-111a-1 is the source of this 1632-nucleotide messenger RNA. RefSeq lists its product as hypothetical. The transcript has a single exon. The record is from RefSeq and is a predicted model, not a curated record. Lineage: Eukaryota; Fungi; Ascomycota; Sordariomycetes; Magnaporthales; Magnaporthaceae. Bases 1 to 1632 code for a protein of 543 amino acids.